UCGAAUUUAUUUUUAGAUUUGCGUGAGGCUUGAAGCGGGAAACCGCCCUUGUUGAAUGUCUGCGCGAGUUGUCGUAUUCUUUUUGGGUGCUGCAAUCGGUGCUGUUAUCGCCGCAAUUACGACAUAUAGAGAGACUAAGCGCCGCCAAGCGCAAGAUUUGAGACCUGGUCCCGAUGGUCCACCGCCAGACUUUCCGGACCUGGAUGCUAAAUUAAAAGACAUAGACGCCCGAGAAACCGAACUGAGACGCCGACAGACGCCACAAGACGACCCCGCCAAGAAAGCUAGCGAUCCAACCUGUGACGUCUGCGAAUCGAUGGAGGCCAAAUUCGGUUUAAGCUGUGGCCAUUGUCGUCUUUGCCCGAAGUGCGUGUCGGAUUUGAAACGUUGUCCGAAGUGUUUGGGUCCCGUGGAGUGGCCGGUUGAUUGCGUCGAGUGA
Molecule: messenger RNA, 439 nt
Organism: Notodromas monacha
Lineage: Eukaryota; Metazoa; Arthropoda; Ostracoda; Podocopida; Cyprididae
Source: the annotation of a GenBank genome assembly